AUGAAUUUACUGCCUCCGACCCUCGCUCAGUCCACCUUGGGCGAAAAGUGCGCAGUCUAUAUAGGUCACAUCACCGACGUCCUCCCUGUUCGAUUGCAUUCUGCCCGCCUCCGACUGGAUCCUCUUAUUGCCCACCUGUCCACCACACCCCUCGGUGCCCUCGCGCAAAAGCUGCCGUUCGCCGCUGAAAACCAACUUCCAGCCCUUCUUGCAGCCGUUCUCGUCUGCCUAAUCACUGCCGCCACGAUGAGCUGGCGCAACCCCUUUAGCAUGCUACGCCGCUCGCCGAGUUACGCACCCGCAUCCGAUCCCCAGGUCAACGAUGAGCACUUCAGCUAUAUCACACCCGGAGACAUCUUGGAUCCCCCAGUGGAUGACACCGAGCCAGAUAUAAUUGCCCUCCGCCAUCGUGGCACCAUCUAUCCAUUGCAGUUCCGCGCAUACGCAAUUGACGACGGUGUCCUGACCAUUGGAGAUAUACGAGAAGCGGCCGCGAAGAGCACGGGAGCUCCAGCACCUGGCUGUGUGAGACUGCUUUACAAGGGCAAGUUGUUGAAAAAUGACGCCCGUACAUGCAAAGCCGAGGGCCUUAAGCAGCAUUCAGAGGUGCUGUGCGUCGUCUCCGAAGUAGGCGCAGGCACCCCGAGCGAUGUCUCCGAUGACAGCGGACGGAGCAUUCCCACCACCACAUCAGUACCAGCACCCGCACCGACCCAGCCGUUCCGCCCUAGCAGUGCAGAAGCCUCGUCCCCACCGACACCUCCCAGCGGAAAGAGCAAGAGCUCGAGAAAGAAGAAGAACAACCGCAAGAAGGCGCCAGUGGCCACAGAGCCACCCGCUACGUCUCGCCCGCCACGACCUACCUCGUCCGGCCACUCAGGCCAACCCGCGUUACCACCCAACAUCAAGUUACUCCAUUCCCCCCUGGAACAGAUCACUGCUUUGGCCGGGUGGCUCCAUCAGGAGAUGAUCCCGCUUUGCGAGGAAUACGUUGCGGACCCGCCCUCCGACCCCAAGAAGCGACAAUACGAGUACGGUAAACUGAGCGAGACGAUCCUCGCACAGGUCGUGUUGAAGGCGGACGGAAUCGAGCCGGAUGGCAAUGAGUCGACCCGCAAUGCGCGCCGAGCCCUUAUCAAGGAUGCACAGGCGGCGCUCAGCAGGCUGGAUACGGUUGCAAAGCUAUAG
This is a messenger RNA of Penicillium bovifimosum, 1188 nucleotides long. Its product is annotated as BAG family molecular chaperone regulator. The coding region runs from base 1 to 1188 and encodes 395 amino acids. NCBI's taxonomy places the organism in Eukaryota, Fungi, Ascomycota, Eurotiomycetes, Eurotiales, Aspergillaceae. The transcript has a single exon. Gene Ontology annotation, molecular function: protein-folding chaperone binding. The record is from RefSeq and is a predicted model, not a curated record.